AUGGCGGAAACUCUGCAGAUCCCGGGCCCAGACGUGGCCUGGUUGGCUCCUCGUCUACCGUCAGAAUCUGCCAUCCAGUCAGCGAGAUCCCAGGGCCGUCCGUUUGUUACUCUGACAUUUGCAACAUCACUGGAUUCUUCCCUUUCCCUCGCCCCUGGUGUGCGUACGCGCCUUUCGGGUUCCGAGUCCAAGGCUAUGACACACCAUCUUCGUCGUCACCAUGCCGCCAUUCUCGUUGGCGUUGGGACUGUCCUCGCCGAUGAUCCAGGCUUGAACUGCCGCAUCCACGGUGCAAAUCUCGACGCCCAGCCACGCCCCAUUGUCUUGGAUCCUCGUGGCCGAUGGGACUUCACCGAACGCAGCAAAGUUUUCGAAGUCGCCCGCGCCAACAACGGCUUGGCACCAUUUGUGCUAGUUGGCCCGUCUGCCGUCAAUCCGGAAAGAAAGGCAAUUCUGGAAGCCCAUGGCGGUAAAUUCGUCGUCCUCGAACCUCAGACGACCGAAUCGCGAUUCGAUUGGCCUUCCAUUCUCUCUGUUCUUCACGCCGAAGGUCUGGAAAGCGUCAUGAUCGAAGGCGGCGGGCAUGUGAUCAACUCGCUUCUUGACCCUGCUUACCAUCGCCUCGUUGAUAGAGUUAUCGUAACUAUUGCGCCCACUUGGCUUGGACGCGGCGGUGUUGUUGUGUCUCCCGACCGAGUCCAGAAUACCGAGGGCAUGCCUGUGCCAGCCGCCAGGCUCACAGAUGUUGCUUGGCACCAGUUUGGUGAAGACAUAGUUCUCUCCGGUCAACCAAGUCUAGACACCUAG
This is a messenger RNA of Colletotrichum abscissum, 807 nucleotides long. Its product is annotated as riboflavin biosynthesis protein RibD domain-containing protein. Gene Ontology annotation, molecular function: 5-amino-6-(5-phosphoribosylamino)uracil reductase activity. The coding region runs from base 1 to 807 and encodes 268 amino acids. The transcript has a single exon. Lineage: Eukaryota; Fungi; Ascomycota; Sordariomycetes; Glomerellales; Glomerellaceae. Gene Ontology annotation, biological process: riboflavin biosynthetic process. The record is from RefSeq and is a predicted model, not a curated record.